AUGGCGGAAAGGCGAGCAGCAAAAUCCUUGGUUCUGCCGGCCGUAGAGGAGGAUGCGGUGGAGCGGAAGCGUGUCCUUAAUGUUCUGGCACAAAGAAGAUACCGAAGAAGAAAGAGGGAACGUCUCCAAGCUCUUGAGUCUAAAAAUAAAAGAAACGAGGUACCAAGAAGCGAAGGGAAUGAAGUGCAAACCACAUCAGAGUCUAUCAGUGAUCCUCCCGCUGCCAUGGAUCAUCCACUACCGUAUCUUGACACAGACAUCAUUCUACCACCCCAAGAAGAGAACUCCACCGAUCCCUUCUUGCCAUUCUCUGCUUCUUCUAUGGCGGUCUUGGCACCAAUUCCAGAUCUGGCAAAGUUUAAUUCCCAGCAGUCGGUCAGCCUUUCUCCCACAAUCGCAUGGGAUCCCUUCUUGGCAACAACAUGGCCCGAAUGGAUGUCACAGUCUCCCACGUCAGAUGAAUUUGGUGACAAGCUUCCAUCUGUUGAAUUAAGCGACCUACAUAAUGACUGGGGACUCUCUGCGGCGCUCCAAACCGACGAGACGUCUUUUUUCACCUUCCCAGAUGAUGAGCUGCUCGAGGUUCCCUCCCUCGUCCUGCUGAACGCAGCAAUGAAAGUUGCACAAAGGCUAAAUAUUACGGACCUCCUCUGGGAAUUUACAGCAGUCAGUCCCGACCCGGACCCAACGCCUGAUCCCCCACCACCCAAUACUGGAUCUUCUUCCUUGGCCAAGUACACGGGACAAGCUGAUCCACGUCUUUCAUCUUCCUCCUAA
Molecule: messenger RNA, 777 nt
Organism: Penicillium riverlandense
Lineage: Eukaryota; Fungi; Ascomycota; Eurotiomycetes; Eurotiales; Aspergillaceae
Exons: 3
Coding region: 1-777 (258 amino acids)
Biological process (GO): regulation of DNA-templated transcription
Molecular function (GO): DNA-binding transcription factor activity
Source: RefSeq, a predicted model, not a curated record